Molecule: messenger RNA, 2218 nt
Organism: Linum trigynum
Lineage: Eukaryota; Viridiplantae; Streptophyta; Magnoliopsida; Malpighiales; Linaceae
Source: the annotation of a GenBank genome assembly
UGCAUGGGUUUGGGAUUUUUCGUUGUUAGGUAUUCAUUUGUGUUAUUAUUAAUGUUGUUCGACAUGUUUUUUAAUAAUUGUUUGAGCCCGGGCGACUGGGAGUCACUCGGAUCCAAGGGGUUUGGGGCGUCAGCCAUGACUUUGAGGGGGUAGGCGCCCCACCUCAGUAGAAGUGAGAAAAGAGAAGAAGUAUAUAGAGAGAGAAAGUAGAGAGAAGUAAUAGUAAGAGUAGAUAGAUUGCCAUUUAUGAGGAGAGAACUCCUAUUUAUACACAUUUGAGGGUUAGGUAGUGGUCUGGGCGCCUGCCAAGUCAUAAAUGCUGUGGUCGGGCGCCUCAGACCUUCUGACACUGUACAUGGUACUUUUUGACAGAGGGUGUCCCCCUGCCCCUUGUCAUUGCUGAUGUCAGGUGCCUGGCCUUGUCUUUUGUCUCCUUGCCUUGUCCUUUUGCUCUUUUGUCUUCUUUCCUUCUUAAUACCAUUAGCUAGAGUUUUGCCUCCUUAGUUACUAGGAUACUCUAUCAAUAAUUUUAUAUGACAUUAUUAACUUUUUAUGUUAUGUUUUGUUUGUAACAUUAGCAAAAGUGAAAUUGUGUGUUUCAAUUUGUUGAACCUUGAAGUUUAUUUACUAUUACAUCGUAUUAUCAAUUUGGUUCGCAAUGAUUUAUAAUCAUUUGAAGUGCUAUUAUCAAUGUUUUCCUUCCAAGCACAAUACAACCAUUAGCAAAAAUUUAUUUCAUUUGUAAGAUUGCUUAUAUUGAGUGAUUUGAAUUAUUAAUAUAUUUUCGUUUAUGUUUGUAACUUUGUCAAAUGUCAUUAUCAAGAAGCAUACUUGUUAGGUAUUCGUUUGUUUAUGACAUUAUCAAAAGUGAAUUUACGUUUAAUGUGAUAACUAUGGUUAUUAAUCUUUCAGUCUAAGUUAGUAACUGAUAGAGUAUCCUAGUAACUAAGGAGGCAAAACUCUAGCUAAUGGUAUAAAGAAGGAAAGAAGACAAAAGAGCAAAAGGACAAGGCAAGGAGACAAAAGACAAGGCCAGGCACCUAACAUCAGCAAGGACAAGGGGCAGGGGGAUACCCUCUGUCAAAAAGUACCAUGUACAGUGUCAGAAGGUCUGAGGCGCCCGACCACAGCAUUUAUGGCUUGGCAGGCGCCCAGACCACUACCUAACCCUCAAAUGUGUAUAAAUGGGAGUUCUCUCCUCAUAAAUGGCAAUCUAUCUACUCUUACUAUUACUUCUCUCUACUUUCUCUCUCUAUAUACUUCUUCUCUUUUCUCACUUCUACUGAGGUGGGGCGCCUAGCCCCUCAAAGUCAUGGCUGACGCCCCAAACCCCUUGCAUCCGAGUGACUCCCAGUCGCCCGGGCUCAAACAAUUGGCGCCCACCGUGGGGCCAAGCAUGACUUUGAAAGACGCUUCCAACUCAAAGAAGGGGGAAGAAAGGAGUCCGGCACCAACGAAGACCCCUAUCAAGCAAGUCGUUGGUCGAGAAGCGAUCAACCCUCAACCACUCACCAUCCAAAGUUUGGAAGCAUCCGACGACGACGAUCCAUCAGGAGAGGGAGAAGACACGGAGCGCCUGGAGGGCUAACUAGCGAAGCUUCGGGAAAAGCAAGCACUUCAAAUGGCCAGCACGCAAGGCCAACUGGAUCAAGUCAUGACCGCGUUGUCAGCACUAACAAAGGCAAACAAUCACGCGCCUCCCAAUCCCCAAGAAGCCACAGAGGAGAGGAGGCGCCUCCGAGGAAAGAUGCAAGAGGUUGAGGUGCUACCCAUGAACUCCCCACGGGAGGGUGUGGGCGCCUCACCCAACGAGGACGCAAUCGAAGCUGACGACGAUGUCUACCUGGAGAAGUACGCCCGACUCAACUACGGCGCCUUGGAAGAAAGAAGCGCCCUGGAAUUUUUGUAGGGGGAGGGCCGCCCUUUAAGUAGGCGUAACCCAAAGACACCCUAAGAGAGGCAAAAGCGUGCUAGGAGGAGUCCUUUUAUUCAAUUUAGGUUGGUAAUGUUAGGAAUUUUCGGGGAAAGGGACGCGCCCUGGCGAUACCCCAUGUAAUUCCCUAUUUUGCUCAAGGAAUGGAUAUUCACUACUCGACAAUGCAAAGCUAUCCCUGUUUUAACAGAUGGAGUCACCCUAGACUCGCUUCCUCCGUCGAGGAGAAGCCUAAGCGUGUUACCACCUUCUCAGGGGUACACGUAAGAAAAAUCAAGUUUUGCU